CUUCUUAAUUAUAUAAUACGAAUCUAUCCAUGCAGCAACUUUGAUUUGAAUGACUUGCAAAGAAUUGUGGUCAUAAAAGAAGUCAGCUACGGCUAAGAGGGUUUUUAACAAUCGUUAUGAAAGCCCACUCAGUCAGACCUGGUGUUAUUGUCUGGGAACAUAUAUAUAGACGACGAUGUCGGCAACUGGGCAAAAAUUAGAUAUCAAAUAUGAUUCCAUCCCAGAUAUCGUCGAUGAUGACGGAGUAAACGAUUCACAAAGCCGCGUACACUGCACCCCCAGUGCACAUUCUCUGUCACCAAAAAACGAUAAUGACGAUACGGAUUGUUUUAUUCACUGCUGUAAUCGUGUCAGUAACCCAGUGGCAUUUUUAUCCGUGAUAAUUCCUUUGUUUUCCAUCUAUAUGGGAACGUUAACUUAUUUAGGUGGCUGUAUAAGUACCAUUGAGAAGCAAUUCCAACUUUCAAGUUCUCAAUCUGGAUCAAUUGCGACUAUAAACGACAUAGUGAGCUUAUCUUUAGUUGUAUUCGUCACAUACUACGGCUCAAAAUCUCACCGUCCGCGCCUAAUCAGCGUUAGUAUUGUCAUCGCCGGCAUCGGAAUUUUUCUUCUAGCUGUGCCGCAUUUUACCGCCAAUCCCAGCGUAUAUAGACCUACUGAAAAUAGCGACUUGAAGGUUAACCAUACUGACGAAUCUGACCACUUGAUGACCAACAAUGAGUUAUGUUCUGUGGGUGAUGUGAUCGAGGACCGAUGUGCAUCUGGUGAAAUUACUGAAGAACAGCCCUUAAAUGUGUUCUGGUUAAUAAUUGGUCAGAUAUUGAUCGGCAUUGGAGGCGCGCCAAUGUUUCCGUUGACCAUCACUUAUCUGGACGACUCGACAGUAGAUUCCACGACAACCUCAAUAUACAUUGCUGGAAUAUUCGUCGCUAUGGGAUUGGGUCCUUUCAUAGGAUUCAUGGCGAGUUUCCAAUGUCUUUCUCUGUACGUGGAUUUCGAUCGAGUAGAUGGAGAAAACAUUCCGACUGAUCCUCGUGACCCUCGUUGGAUAGGGGCUUGGUGGCUUGGAUUUGUCUUGGCCGCUGUGCUAAUAGUGGUCCUAUCUAUUCCCUUGUUUUUCUUUCCUCGAAAUUUAAAGAAAUACGAAUGUACAUGUUGUGGUGAAAGAUCGAAGAAUACAGAGCAAGAGGAAGAAAAAUUCAGUAUUGCCGCUGUAUACAAAACAGAUUUUAUGAAAGAUAAAAAAAAUGGUAUUUUGGCCAGUCUGAAAGGACUUUUACUAGCGUUGAAGAGGUUACUGACCAACCCAACACUAAUAUUUUUAACCAUGACUGUUGCAUGUAACCUAGCGAUCGUCAGUGGAUUUGCGUUUUUCAUUGCUAAGUACGUAGAGAAGCAGUAUGCAGUCUCGGCAGCUACAGCGUCCAUUGUUAUUGGUGGAAUAAACUUACCAGGAACUGUAUUUAGUAAUGUGCUGAGUAGCUUCUGUGUAAAGAAAUUCAACUUAACUCAAUUCGGGCUUGGCAGAAUGCUGGUAGCCAUUGCUACUUGUUCAUUUCUUUUUUCCAUUCCUCUAUUAUUUAUUGGAUGCUCCAAUCCAGGGAUUGCUGGUGUUACAACACAUUACAAUACUUCAUUUAACCAAGGGCAAGGGUUGUUACCAAACUUAAUCUACUCCUGCAAUUCCAACUGCGCAUGCCCAGAUAACGUUUAUAAACCUGUGUGUGGUUCUGACGGAAUCACGUACAGUAGUGCGUGCCAUGCUGGAUGUACAGAUGUAUGGAGAGAAGGUAUGGGGAAUCUGGAUGAAGUAGGCUUAUCAAACAACGAAACGAUUUAUGUUGGAUGCAGCUGUAUAACCACUGGGGAUGAAUGGGAAACUACAGACGGAUUGAUUGAAGGAGGAUCUGGCACCGAAGGAUCAUGUGACUGGACAUGUGACAAACUUCUUCCGUUUGCCUUGAUUGUGGCUGUAAUAUCGGUCUGUGCUUCUAUGAAACCAAAUCCGGGAAUAAUGCUACUGUUGAGAUGUGUUGAACCAAGUGACCGUGCUCUCGCACUUGCGGUUGGCGGCGUUGUAAUAAGAGUGCUUGGUUUCUUACCUGCCCCAAUCUAUUUUGGCGCUAUAAUUUCCAGUACGUGUUUGAUUCGCCAGGAAUUGUGUGGCCGUGAAGGAGCAUGUCUUGUCUACGAUCUUGAGCGAUAUCGCUACUCAUUCAUCGGUCUGUUUGUUGGGUUAAAACUCUUAGCAGCUAUUCUCACAAUGUGCACACACUGUAGCAUAAACCCAGAUCGUUUGGAGAAAAACAAGACAAAGGCUCUGCCCAUCGAACUUUUGCCGAAUGACAGUAAACGAGGAAGUCCAUGAAAGAGACGAUUUCACGCAUUAUUAGAUUAAUAUAAAUUUUAUCUUGUGAUUAGUUUUCAUAUAACCAGAAUGUUUUAAAGGACAUUCUUUCAGCUUUGGUUUACUUAGAGGUUGACUGAUAUAUAAACAUUCAAAAUAUAUAAUAUGGAUAAAUAAUAUGGAUAAUCAACUUUUAAUUUAUAUUGAAACACAGAAAAUAUAAGAAUUAUAAAGAGAUAGAUAAUAAUUCUAUAAGGAAUUGUAGUAAAUUUUAUACUUACCUUAUUAACUGACUAAGCUAAUAUCCUGGAUAACUGAUAUUUUUUCGACUUAAGUUAAAUACAAUGCCUCAUAGGCUAAGUAGUUGUAGAAAAUAUUAUACGUAAGUCAAAAUGCAAUUUAAUUACGCAUUUCAUUUAACUCUGCAGCUUUUUAUGCAAAUACCAUAACCAGCUAGGCCAUUGAGACUUCGUUGGGAAUUCAAAUCCGCUAAUUCUUCACACUUUCGAUCUGGCUGUCUAAGCCCCAUCCAACAAAAUAAAAUACAAAUAAUUACGUGCUCAUAAAAUCUAUAUAAUAAAUUACCAUAAGAAUAUAUAAAAUAAAUAUAUAUUAUUUUUAAUGACAAUUAGAUUUAAAAUACUUUUAAAAAAUAAAUAAAUAUAUAUACUGAUCGCUAU
Molecule: messenger RNA, 3027 nt
Organism: Anneissia japonica
Lineage: Eukaryota; Metazoa; Echinodermata; Crinoidea; Comatulida; Comatulidae
Product: solute carrier organic anion transporter family member 2A1-like
Exons: 10
Coding region: 176-2368 (730 amino acids)
Biological process (GO): sodium-independent organic anion transport; transmembrane transport
Cellular component (GO): membrane
Molecular function (GO): protein binding
Source: RefSeq, a predicted model, not a curated record